AUGGGCAAGCAGCCGGCAGCGGCGGCGGCGGGCGGUGGCGAGCCGAGGAGCCGUGCGCGUGCGUCCGGCACUGCCCCGCCGGCGCGUCACCGCGAAGAGAUUGCCCACGGCGUACGGCAUGCCGUGGCGCCGGGCGACGGUGGCGGCGCUGGUACCAGCGCCGCCGCCGCGGCAGGAGAUCGUUCGUACAGCCGACAUGCUAUCUCCCAUGAACACCAGAGGGUACAGUUCAAGGAGGGGCAGACGGGGGUUCAUGACGGCCGGAGACACGCGCAAUACGGGCCGGAGCAACCGCCGGUUCACGGCGACGGCGGGGCCGAAGCCCCGGCGGGGAGCAAGCCGGGACAGCCGUACUAUAUGUCGCCGUGGCAGAAAAGGUCGCGGCAACCUGUCCGACCGCCGAUCCAAGAACCGCACGUGCUCACGCACGAAAAACGGCCGGCGAUGCCCGCCGUGCCAGGAGGAACAACACGGCAGGAGAACACCCUGACCAAUCAGAAGACUAUCGAGCGCACCAGCACGAUCAGGGACGACGACGACGUCGGAGGCGGCGGCGUCCCUCACGGCGGUCUGCCGCCGGCCGGCGUCUGGCCGGAAGGACGUCCGUCGCCGUCGAGGCCGAGGACCAAAUCGCCGAGCCUCUUCCAUCCGACGAAAAAGAAGAGGCAGCCAGUGGCGUUCUGCUUCACCGCGUGCUGCAUCCUCUUCUGGCUGCUCGUCAUCGCCGUCGGCACGGCCGUGCUCGUCAUCUUCCUCAUCUACCACCCGCAGUCCCCCAAGAUGCAGGUCACCUCCGCCACCCUGAACGCCGGGUACGUCGACGAGCUCGGCGGCCCCGCCGGCGGCGGCCCGCGGGCGCUCAACGCCGACCUCACCGUCCUCGCCGCCAUCUACAACCCGAACACCAAGCUCCACGUCGUGCUGCGCUACAUGCAGCUCGACCUCUACUUCGAGGGCAGCAUGAUCGCCACGCAGGCGGUGUGGCCGGCGCCGCUGCACGAGGGCCCCCGCGGCAACGUGCUCCGGAGCGUGCACCUGGUGGUCAGCGAGGUCACCAUGACGCAGGAGGACGUGGCCGUGUGGCAGAGGGCGACGGGCAAGGGCGGCCCGGUGGUGCUGCAGCUCGCCGGCCGGUUCCGCGCGCAGCUCAUCUUCGGCCGCUGGUUCCGCUUCAACUACUGGGUCUCGCCGCAGUGCACGCUCUGGCUCGACCCGCCGCCGAGCGGCGCGCUCCGCCGCGCGCGGUGCUGA
This is a messenger RNA of Oryza brachyantha (malo sina), 1251 nucleotides long. RefSeq lists its product as uncharacterized. Lineage: Eukaryota; Viridiplantae; Streptophyta; Magnoliopsida; Poales; Poaceae. The transcript has a single exon. The record is from RefSeq and is a predicted model, not a curated record. Bases 1 to 1251 code for a protein of 416 amino acids. Gene Ontology annotation, cellular component: plasma membrane.